Suillus subalutaceus is the source of this 952-nucleotide messenger RNA. RefSeq lists its product as uncharacterized. Gene Ontology annotation, molecular function: protein C-terminal S-isoprenylcysteine carboxyl O-methyltransferase activity. Lineage: Eukaryota; Fungi; Basidiomycota; Agaricomycetes; Boletales; Suillaceae. The coding region runs from base 225 to 914 and encodes 229 amino acids. Gene Ontology annotation, biological process: C-terminal protein methylation. Gene Ontology annotation, cellular component: membrane. The transcript is spliced from 4 exons. The record is from RefSeq and is a predicted model, not a curated record.
CUACAGCUGGAAUAGCUUCAACACCCAUCAAAUGAGACUUUUAAUGUUCCCUAUGUCACGGUUGAUCGUGGGGAUCGCGCCAGUCAGAAGUGUGCCAUAAAGCACUGGCAAUACUUCCAACUUGCCAAGUCAGUGGACUUAUGUAAAACCGCACGCAAAACAGGAUAAAAAACAAUCACCUGGAAAUCGGAAACAAAAACAAUUGACUGAUAUCCAACUCCAGCAUGUAUUCCAUUGCCGGCCUCGCUAUUCCAGUACCACCGGGCCCACAAACCGUGGAGGGACUGGCAGUAUUAACCACUUUACGGUCCUUGCAAUAUGGAAUUUCCCGCACUCGUGCAAUCGCCCCUAUCGCUAAAGCAGAAUCAGGUGCCAUUCGCACAAGCCCAACCACCUUCAUUGGCAAGGCCGUGUCCCCGAUAUACGCCCUCACGUUCUUCAUCCCAUCCGUGACAUAUGCUCUGUGCGUCACCGGCAACCUGUUCAUGCAGCCUGCAUGGAUGCAGCGCAUGAGCCUACCUAAUGAUUACUUCCAACACGAGACCAAAGUCGCGCUGAGAAUUGCAGCAUGUGCAUCGACCUUUGUGCUCCUCAGGUUCGCGGGACGCGCAUUCACACACCUUGGGAACCAGUGGCACACGAUCGGGAGACGGGAGAAGUCCAGAGUCGUGCAGACAGGUCCAUAUGAACUGGUGCGUCAUCCGAUAUACAUGAACGUGCUCAUCCAGCAGGCGCUUUUUGCAGUGAUGUUCUGGUCCUAUGCGCCACUUGUGGGUCUGAGUAUCGCUGCUGGCGCAUUCGCUGUCAAGAUACCUAUCGAGGAGGCUCUUAUUAUGGAGGAUGCUGCUGUUGCAGCAGAAUACCGCGCAUACAUGCAAAGGGUGCCUGCGCGCGUCAUUCCAUUCCUCUGGUGAUGUGUUUUACUUGAAUAAUAAUAUGUCAUAAUUGCAAC